AUGCUUGUGGACGUGCAGUCACUGAACACGCCACUUACGAUCCAGGGAGAGGCACUGGAAGUUGUGGAGCGUUUUACGUACCUUGGAAGUUGUAUUAAUUCUGAUUGCAGUGUGACAGAAGAGGUAGGUUGCUUGCUCGUGGACCCUGAAACUGGUAGUCCUGGCUCUAGCAAAGAAGCUGAUAAUGACCGUGCACCGGGUGGUAUACCUUUCACAGCCCCAAAACUUGAAAACCACGCCUCAAUAUUUGCGCUGUUUUUCAGAUGGACAAUCACCAGAGGUGCCUGUGGACCACAGCGAGUUGCUGGUAUCGCCUUUCUGGCAGCAAUAAGAUCCGUUGAUCUCAACGAUAUCCAAUGUUCAUUUAGUCAAGCCUGGGGGCCUGGACAAACAGUUCUGAAAACUGAGAGCAUUGUUUCUUUAACCCGUGUCCAUAUAGCAUUCAGACAAUCUUCUUCAUAUGCAUGUCUGCUUGGGCAACCCGACAAUAUCCCAUCCAUCCUGCUUUCUUCUGGUGGCAUGACAGUUAGGCACCGAAAGGAUGCUACAGCUGAACGAUUUUUAGUAACACCAAGAGUCCAUUAG
Molecule: messenger RNA, 585 nt
Organism: Opisthorchis viverrini
Lineage: Eukaryota; Metazoa; Platyhelminthes; Trematoda; Opisthorchiida; Opisthorchiidae
Exons: 5
Coding region: 1-585 (194 amino acids)
Source: RefSeq, a predicted model, not a curated record